Molecule: messenger RNA, 1026 nt
Organism: Hemisphaericaspora subhashii
Lineage: Eukaryota; Fungi; Ascomycota; Pichiomycetes; Serinales; Debaryomycetaceae
Product: dolichyl-diphosphooligosaccharide--protein glycotransferase
Exons: 1
Coding region: 1-1026 (341 amino acids)
Cellular component (GO): oligosaccharyltransferase complex
Source: RefSeq, a predicted model, not a curated record
AUGAGGGGAUUUUUGUUGCAAAUCUACUUGGUGAUUGCCAGUUUCAUCUCAAUUGCUUUUGCUGGAUUUCGAGAUGAACAAUUGUUAGAUAUUAUGAAAACCAAAACAAGCGAUAUAAAAGUUUUACCAUUAACUGAUGAAAAUUAUGAAACUGUUUUAAAUGGUAAAAGAGAUUAUCAUUUGGUUGUAUUAUUUACAUCCGAAAAUAGUAAGAUCAAUUGUGUCUUAUGUAGAGAAAUCAAUCCUGCUUAUGAAAUUAUUGCUAAUUCUUGGUAUCAAGAUAAUCCAGAAGGUAUAACUGAUUUUGAUCCUGAAGAUAAAGAGAUUGCACCAAAGAAUAUUUAUUUCUUUAGAUCUGAUUACGAUAGUUCUAAAAAGUUAUUUGCAUUACUUCAAUUGAAUUCUAUUCCUAAGAUAUUCUAUUUCCGUCCAACUAAUGCCUUAGGUCCAAACAAUUUCCAAAAUGAAAAGAUUGAAUAUCAAUUCUUCCAAGGCGAUCAUAGAUAUUUGAUGAUAGAUUGGUUUUCUCAACUUACUGGACAUAAAUUCAAUUUACAUAUUCCUGUUGAUAAAUCCAAAGUUAUCAUUAAUAUUGUUUGGGUUCUUUCAACCUUAAUUGUAAUUAAAAAAUUCAAUAAGAAGAUUAUUCAACUUUUAAGAUCAAAACUUCCAUGGACCAUUAUCUCCUUGAUGGGAAUUUUAUUAUUUGUUACUGGAUAUAUGUUUAACCAAAUUAGAGGUUCACCAUAUGUCAUUGAACAUCCAGAUGGUAGAGUUGAAUAUUUCUUGGCUGGACAACAAAACCAAUUGGGAGUUGAAACUCAAAUCAUUUCAUUCAUCUAUGGCGCCUUAAGUUUAUUGUUUAUUAUCUUGAUUAAAAGAGCUCCUGAAAUUAAGAAUGAUAGUGUUGGAUUAAUUUUGGUUGGGGUUGUAAGUGCUUUAAUCUUUGCUCUUUUCAGUUUAUUGUUGUCAAUCUAUGGAUUAAAGGGUCUUGGAUUCCCAUACAAAUUCAUCAAAUUCUUUUAA